Messenger RNA from Patiria miniata (bat star), 3263 nucleotides. RefSeq names its product NFU1 iron-sulfur cluster scaffold homolog, mitochondrial-like (gene nfu1). Gene Ontology annotation, biological process: iron-sulfur cluster assembly. The coding region runs from base 24 to 866 and encodes 280 amino acids. Gene Ontology annotation, molecular function: iron ion binding; iron-sulfur cluster binding. Lineage: Eukaryota; Metazoa; Echinodermata; Asteroidea; Valvatida; Asterinidae. The record is from RefSeq and is a predicted model, not a curated record. Gene Ontology annotation, cellular component: mitochondrion. The transcript is spliced from 7 exons.
UUGAGACUUCUACCGACUUCAAGAUGGCUGCGUACAGGAGAGGUUUGACGCAAUCGUUGCGAAGAAUUUAUGUAAUCAAUUCCACUCGAGUUGCCAAUGGUAGAGUGCAGUCCGAGCCAACAGCAGUGCGAGGCAUUCACAUUCUUCAGUCUGUAAAUACAACCACACAAGGGAACUCCAAACAGCUUCUACAAAGAUGGGCUCCGACACCUAGCAUUCAGCAAGCCAGGAGUAUGUUCAUUCAGACCCAGGAUACCCCUAACCCUAACAGCCUCAAGUUCAUACCAGGCGUCCCCGUCCUAGACCAGGGAGGGACGGUAGACUUCCCCAGUGCCAGGACAGCUCACAACUCGCCUCUUGCAAGACUGCUAUUUCGCAUUGAUGGUGUCAAAGGCGUCUUCUUUGGCUCGGACUUCAUCACCAUCACAAAAGUCGACGAUGACACCACGGAGUGGGCCGUCUUGAAACCGGAGAUCUACGCCACCAUCAUGGAUUUCUUCACCAGCGGGCUACCGGUGAUGACUGACGAACAGCCAGCGGCAGAUACAGAGAUUCAUGAAGAUGAUGACGAGACGGUUGCAAUGAUCAAAGAGCUUCUAGACACACGGAUCAGACCCACGGUACAGGAGGAUGGUGGAGAUAUCGUAUACAUGGGUUUUGAGGACGGCAUCGUUAAGCUCAAGAUGCAAGGAGCCUGCACCAGCUGCCCCAGCUCGGUGCUGACACUGAAGAGUGGUGUACAGAACAUGCUGCAGUUCUACGUGCCAGAAGUCAUCGGAGUUGAACAGAUUGAGGACGAGGCUGAUCACGUCACCAGCGAGGAAUUUGACAAAUUGGAGAAGAAACUUGGGGAGGAGCCGACAUGAGCUUGAAGACUGAUGAGGGUUUGGUGAGGAGCAGAAAUUGGACUUCACUCUGUUGGGCACAGUUAUCAUCCCGUCAAUCACAAGUCAAAUCACAAGUCAAAUCACAAGUCAAAUCACAAGUCACUGAAACGCACAAUGUCAAAGAAAUGCCUUUGUUACAAUUUAUAGUUAUUUUGAAUAGCUUGGUAUUUUAAACCUUGGACCAAUUUCAUGGCUCUGCUUACCACAUAAUUCCGCGCUUACGAUCACCAUUCUGUGCUAACCACGCCACGCUAGCGGAACAAUUCUGCGCUAACCCUGUAAGCACACAGUCCUUAUUUACGGGAUGUACGCAUGCGCACAAGCCAAAACUCCUUGCUAAAGCGUGAAAUCCGCUUAUCGUAAGCACGGAAUUGUCUGCUAUAGUAAGCAGGGAUUUUUCGCUAACUGUAAGCAGAGUCAAGAAAUUGGGCCCAGGUGACUUGUGACCGACAUGUGGUGAGCUGUGACUGCCUCGAUUAUAACUGCUUUUGGUAUGAAUGACUAUGUCAUCUAGGGCUGUCCUAAAUAUAUUGAAUAUUCAAAUAUCCGAUCAUCAACUGAAUAUUCGAAUAGCUGUUUGCCAGUUUGAAUAUUCAAAGAAAAAAAACUGCACACACACAACUGUGAUGUUAUUUUACUCGUAAAGUUGCGGCGCUUUAUUGUCAGAUGCCAAAGGCGAGUCAAUUACUUUUAAAAUAUGUCGAUAUACACAUGAUAAUCUUACAACUUCAACAUGCACAUGCAACUCUCAAUCAGCGGCCCAUAAUAUCGAUCACUGCAUGGAAAUUUAACCCGGCGUGUUUUGCGUGCAACUUUUGAUCGGUGCGGCACACACUUGUAGCUGCCACGUUAAAACUUGAUCGGUGAGUUUCAAAUAUUUGGUCAAAUGCACUUUGGAAUAAUCAAAUACUAAAUUAUUCUAAAAUGGACAGCCCUUAUGUAGUCGUGUUUUCGUUAACAACCUAUAUUAUUUGAGACUUCCGUUUGCCAUCCAAUGCAUCCAAUGGAGAGUUCAUAUUUGUUCAAACUUCUCAAUGCACACCUGCAGUAUUUGUAACAAUAUAACUUGUUUAAAGUGCCAGGCAUGCUACCGUGCUACUGCUAGUCAAAUGUUACUGGUUAUGUUUUCUUGCUGGCUGAUGUUUCCACAUGGUGUCACAUAUUCAUUACAUGUUGAAGGCAAUAGAUCUCUCUCAUAGGACGUCAUCUUCAUUUGAAAAUUACAACCGUGUAUCCAAUGCAAUCAGGUGUGUAUGCGCGCAGUGUGCAAAAUGUUCUUAACAUGCACGCUUGUUGCUCAAAAUGCGGGGCAGCUGAUGCACAUCACAAAAUUUCGACGCCAAAAAUGCCGAUGCACGUGGCCAAUCUGUUGGAAGUAACGUCAUUUGAGAGAGACCUAUAUAGCCUUGUGCUUUGGUGCUGAAAAUUCAAGAACUUGUUAGAAUGUUGGCUUAUAUUGGGUGUGAGUCCAGCUAAUGGAUUGAAUCAAUUGUGGAACCCAUAGAGCUGAGGUUAUUAUAGCAAUGAUUUAUUUGCCUUAAGAGCAGGGUAAUAAUUAGUUAUCAGUUUUUGCUCAUGUGUAUACUUUGUAAAUACAAAAGAACGGAAUUGACAAACGAUCCUUAUGAAACACCACUUUCGGGAAAUUGACCAGUGAGGUCUAUUGUAAAAAAAACAACCUUUUUUAAUCUAAAAUGUAUUUCAUUUACGUGUUCUACUAUAGGCAUUCUUUAUAAGAUUGUUAUUAUUGUAUAAAUGAUCUUUAUUUAUCAGAUUGUUAUUGUAAAGAUUAUCAUUAUCAUUGAUACAUCACUUGCUACACAAACAAAAGACUUGAGACCCAAUGACGUCACACUUUGUUUACAUGUGCGCUUUCUGAUGGGAGCUUGGUUGCUCUCGUCCCUCCUGGCCCCCAUAGGAAAGCGCACAUGUAAACAGAGCGCGACGUCAUUGUCUUUCAGGUCUAUUUCAUGUAGAUUUUGGAGUCAAGUCCUGUUCCGAGGCUGAGAGGUAAACUGAACUGAAUUUUGUUGGUGGUAUGUAGAAGAAAUUAAGCACUGAAUGUAUGACUGCACAGUCCGUGUACCCAAUACAUGUACAUGUAGUUGGAAUCACAUUUAGUUAACGUAAUCUCAGCUUGAUGUCUUCUUCUUGUGGACUUGGACUUGAUUUGCAAUGCUGGAGCGAUGGCGUCAUGUUCUGAUUUUCCACAGAAGCUUUAAAAUCAGUUGUUAAUCAGUAAAUGUGUGGCUGAAGCAAUGAUUAAAAUAAAAGUGGAGUCAUUUUUAUUUAAUUUGGGCAGUCUAGCUGCCUAGAGGAGUAAUGAUGUGAUUAUUGAAGAAAUAAAGAGAAACAAAAUGGAACAGAAAGAUUUUA